AUGUUCCAAACCUUUGGCUGGUAUCUUUUCUCCGCAUGGUGGUUUAGUGAAGUGUAUAUAUUGUCGUCGUCGGAAAGUGCGGAACUCAAUUGGGUCAAACCAGGAAGACCCUUUGAACGAGCAAAGCUCAAUGAAAGACCAAUAUAUCUUCAUUGCUAUUACGCCAUUCUAGCUAUUUCUCAAGCUCUACUUCACCUCUAUUUCGACUGGGAUAGGCUCCACAUUCCCAUAACCAAAUCAGCGGAUCAAAAUACACAUGCUCUGGAGCCCCCAACUGUCAAGAUCCGAAAGGCUCUACCCCAAAUACUCUACGAUGCUGCAAUAAGGAGCUCAGUAACAUCUGUUGUGGGUCCUUUUAUCUAUAUGAUUUUCCUGCGACGCACCGCUUGGGGCUGGGCGCUUUCUUUCGCAAAGCUUUUCUGGAAUUUCCCCCGCUCCGCCGCGGAACCCCCAGGCUUCAUUCCACCACUACAUAUUCACCUGUUGUUUCGAGCAGCUACUUCUGGUGCGCUUCUUGUUGCACUAUGGCAGGUCUCUAAUCUUCUGUUCUCCACAUUCUUGGGCCAAGCACCUUUAAAAAAGGGCCAGCCAUUGACAAACGAAUCCAAAGACCCCAAUGGCAGCCUAAUAAACGGGUUGAAGGCAAAGAAAGACAUCGUCAAAUCAUUUGCAUUCUGGGAACUCUGCUUAAUCAGCCAACAGUUUCCUGAACGCCGCAAGAUAAUCUUUGCUGACAUAGACCGUACCGGUGGUUCAGCAUGGGGCCAAAUUCUCGACGCGUCGGUGAACGUUAUCAAGGGGAUGACCUCUCGAAUAAACGAGUACCGAAACCCAACACCACCAACGAUUCCAGACUCCUCUCCUCCCUCCCAAAAGCACGCAAUUACUUCUAGCAGCAGUAGUAAUGAGCAGCUAACCGUUAUCCAAACUUUACCUCGUCUCUCCUCUCCACCAAGGCAAGAAAACAUUUUCGUAGCCUCAUCCAAACCCACCACCGGCCCAGCAAAAUUAGAAUCCACUCUCGGCUCUGUAGUCAAAUCGUACGGCCAGUCUCCAGACUGGACACCAGCCGCGCGCCACCAGGCUCGCAACAUGCUCAACCGUGCCGCAACUGCUGUCCUAAGUCCCGAGCAGAAAAAGCGCAUAUCCUCCUCUGCACAAGAACUCAAACUCCUCACGGGCCCACCCACCAACAGGAAAACAGGACGACCUGCCACCCACCCUAUCAUUCACCAAAUCCUCAGCUCGCUCGUGGGCAUGCCCUUCCGACAAUCUUAUGCACGGCGACUACGCAUUCUCGUUCUUGGCACUCCGUACUCCAGUCUCGCCCCCAUCGUCAGCGUGGUGGAGUCACUUACCCGCCUCCUCAUCGCGAGUCUGAGAGAGGACCAGUUCGGAAAAGUACAGCAGGACAUCGCGACUGUUGUACGCCUGUUUACAGAAACCGUAACGGUGCUCGACACAUUUACUAGUGUUGGCGAAGGGGGGCUCGAUAUCCAUUGGACGGAUGUUGAUUUCCCUUCUGAGGCAGAUGUGGAUGGCGAAGCGCAGAAGCAAGCGAGGAAGGUGGAGGAGGUAGAGAUUAUAAAGGAGGCGUUGAGGGGUGGUUUGGCGGAGCUGCUGGAUGCUUUUAAAUUGUAUUUGGAGGAUGUGGGGAUUUCGGAGAAGGAUUUGAGAAUGGCAAGGGAGGCGGCCGGCUUGGUAUGA
Messenger RNA from Paracoccidioides brasiliensis Pb18, 1707 nucleotides. RefSeq lists its product as uncharacterized. The record is from RefSeq and is a predicted model, not a curated record. Gene Ontology annotation, biological process: nuclear pore organization; spindle pole body localization. Bases 1 to 1707 code for a protein of 568 amino acids. Gene Ontology annotation, molecular function: spindle pole body-nuclear membrane anchor activity. Gene Ontology annotation, cellular component: nuclear pore transmembrane ring; spindle pole body. The transcript has 2 exons.